GAGAGGGGUACAGGAUUACAAUAUAAAAGAAAAACGGGGGCCAGAAAGGUAGAAAACAAUCCAUUGAAGAUAUACAUUUAAAACUACGGCUUGUUUAGAGACUAUAUCAUUAAACUACACAAAUCAUCUGAGUUCAGGCUACCAGUUGAAAUAGGCCUGGUGGUAGGCCUAUUACGAUCCUUUAAAUAAUGGCGCGUUUGUACGUGAGAAGGAGAGUACUAAUAAUUUCCAGUCUGGUUAUCAUUCUCGUCAUAGUUUUAUUUCAACCCAGAAAAACAUCACAUGAAUAUCAAAAACAACCAAACAACAAUCAUAAAGAGACAAACACGGAUCUCAAACACAACUUAGUCAUGUUUACAACAUGGCGGCACCGUGCCAAAAAGGUUCACGCUCGUGAAGUAGUUCUACGAAACUGGCGCCACCUUUCACCCAAAAUACAACCAUUAAUUUUUACUAAAACUGGUGUAUUACGUGACAGAUGUUUGGCGGAAAACUGGUUAGUUUUGCCAGAGGAUGAAAUUAGAUGUUUGAAUAAAAUCCCUACAUUAAGGGGAAUGUUUAAUUCUGCAAUGUCCACUAUCAAUUCACAUUUGUAUGGAUUUAGCAAUGGUGAUCUGGUAUUUGCUAAAGAUUUUGUUAAGAGUAUUGAAGUCAUUUUGUCAGACGAGUCAUUGAAAAAUAAGCCAUUGUUGAUAUUGGCCAAACGGUUGAAUAUAGAAUAUAGGCCUUACAGAAACACUGCCUUCGCGUAUGACGAUAUUCCUAGGAUUGCUAAACAAGGCGAAUAUCCAAAAGAAGGCUCUUCGGACAUCUUCAUAACAAAUAAGCUUUUCCCGUGGAAACGGGCUCUCGAAUUAGUUAUUGGUCGAAUGGGGGUAGGCAUGUGGUUAUCUGCUUUUGCACGCGCAUUAAACGUCACUUUGAUAGACGUAACAAAUACAUCUACUGUGUUACAUCUGACGACUGAUGGAAAUCAGGAAUCCUUAAAAAAUAUCGAUAUGAACUGUAAUCACGACAUCAUAAAAGCGAAUAAUUUAACUUGUGACAAUUUUUCAGUGGGAUUUAUUGACUGUGCCGAUCACGCGACUAAUUAUAAACAAAAUGGAGAUAUUCGAAUAUUUAAGAAACAAUAUUUUAAAUCUUAUUGCUUUAAACCAGCGUUUUACAGAUUUGUCGAUAAAAUAAAAGCGAGAUUUUCAGUUGAAUUGUCAAACAAUUAUUAUGAAGCGGAUUUUUCAACUAAAGGGAGGUAACUCCAAUCUGAUGGAUGCAGACCACCAUUAAUAAUCCCAUUGACUUCAAUAUUAAUUCUGUUCUCCUUACCUAGCUCCAUUGUUUUCCCAAAUUUUCGUUGGGCUGAAAGUUUUUCACUACAGACAGAGAAACAAAUGGUCAUACCUUUGCUCCAGUUUUGUAUGAGGUUGACUGGUGAAAUUUUGAGAUACACAAACUUGAAGUAGUAUACUGUAAACAUAUAGCUAUCCGCCGUACUUAUCACCGUAACCAACCUCUUCACUCUGUUAUCCUUCCGCCUCUAAAUCAUGAUAAUUUACCAAAGUCUGAGAGAUAAUGUUAAUUAAAACCCUCUUCUUCUACUCUAGUCUGCAAAAUCAACAAAAGUUGCCAUGCAAAGGGAGGAAAAGGCGGGGAGAAAGUAUUGCUAUAAAUAGACGAACUAUAUACAUGUUUACCAUAAUAUGGUUGGAGACCACCAUUGAUCAAUCUCUGCAUUUCAUUAUUCAAGCUUUGGAGGCUUUAUAACCUUUUCGGAGAUCUUCUAUGGACUGGAAACUUCCUACAACAGAUGAAGAAACGAAUUGAUCCCGAAAUCUAACAAUGUUUGGAUCCUAUUGCUCGGUAUUUUGACAUUCUUCAAAGCCUCAGAGGUUAUUGAAAAUUUGUUGAGGUAUUCUACACAAUGACAUACUUGAAAUAAUACACCGUUUCAACUGCGAGGGUGAACGGUGGUGAACAAAUUUUCGCUUAAGAAUAGGAUGACAGCCACAGAAACCUUUAAGACAACCACGCGGACAAAACACACAAACUACCAACGUAUAUAUAAAAUCAAGUGAAUUGAUCCGGGGACUGCGUUUUACAGCCCAGGGCCUAUAAUGAUUGCUGACUUCACUGCCAAUAAUGGAAACAAUCUUCAAAAAUUGUAUCAUACCAGGUGUAAAUCAUGAUGGCUAUGUCUUACAAGAAAUGUAUCAUAGUAGUGUGAUUCAUGAUCGGCUGCGUCUUACAAAAAAUCUCAUUAGAUAAAGAUCUGUUUUCGAAAAAUGAAGUAAAAUGUCGAGUAAACGAUUCAUUGCUUUAGAGUUAUUAAAAGAGAUCAACGCGUGUGAAAAGAUGUAAAGUUAUUACCUAAAUACAAUGUUAGGGCAUAAGUCGAUAUUUCCAUAGAAUACAAAGUCUCAAAAGAAGCGAUGCGAUCGAUUGGCGGUGGUAGUCUGCUGGCAGUGACAAUCUGCCAAUCAUCAGUUAGUACAAUAAGGGCGAUAAUCCGAAUAGGAAAUCGUAAAUGUCAAUCUUGUUAUGUUGCAGGACGGAGGGACCAAGACGAAACAACGUACAGUCGUUAGAAUUGGACGAAACACCGAGGUCCCGUGUACAUAUUGGCGUGCACGUUAAAGAAUCCUUGACAGUUAGAAUUCGAAAUAAGAGUAGGCCGUAGCAAAAUUUCCCUAUGACGUAUGCCCGUCUUCGUUACCCCAGUCUACAUAGAACAGUAUGAUAUUAAAUCCCAUUUCAUGUCUUUUCAUUUCUUUUUAACAAGGUAAAGCAAUGCAUUUCAAAUAAAAAGACCUUCUUUUUCUGGAAGACGAAGUAGUUCUUUAUCGUUACAUGAUUGUUAAAAA
Patella vulgata (common limpet) is the source of this 2858-nucleotide messenger RNA. RefSeq lists its product as uncharacterized. The record is from RefSeq and is a predicted model, not a curated record. Bases 189 to 1253 code for a protein of 354 amino acids. The transcript is spliced from 2 exons. Lineage: Eukaryota; Metazoa; Mollusca; Gastropoda; Patellidae.